This is a messenger RNA of Balaenoptera musculus (blue whale), 2415 nucleotides long. RefSeq names its product solute carrier family 14 member 1 (Kidd blood group) (gene SLC14A1). Gene Ontology annotation, cellular component: membrane. Lineage: Eukaryota; Metazoa; Chordata; Mammalia; Artiodactyla; Balaenopteridae. Gene Ontology annotation, molecular function: urea transmembrane transporter activity. The record is from RefSeq and is a predicted model, not a curated record. The transcript is spliced from 9 exons. Gene Ontology annotation, biological process: urea transmembrane transport. Bases 83 to 1237 code for a protein of 384 amino acids.
UUAAUAGAGCCCAGCAGGGCUUUAUCAGCCAGUGCCUUCUGCCCAGGAAGCCAGCUGCAGUGAGCCAGAGGAAGAGCUAUCCAUGGAGGACAGCCCCACUGUGGUUAAACUGGACCAGGGUGGAAAUCAGGGUCCACCAGUUCGCAAGAGAAGAUGCCUCCCCAAGGCACUUGGCUACAUAACUGGUGAUAUGAAAGAAUUUGCCAACUGGCUUAAAGACAAACCCCAGGCGCUCCAGUUCGUCGACUGGGUCCUUCGGGGCAUAUCCCAAGUGGUGUUUGUCAGCAACCCCAUCAGCGGAAUCCUGAUUCUGGUGGGACUCCUGGUCCAGAACCCCUGGUGGGCGCUCAGUGGCUGUGUGGGAACUGUGGUCUCCACCCUGACAGCCCUGUUGCUCGGUCAGGACAGGUCCGCCAUUGCAGCAGGGCUCCAGGGCUACAAUGCCACCCUGGUGGGAAUCCUCAUGGCUGUCUUUUCAGACAAGGGAAACUAUUUCUGGUGGCUGUUAUUCCCUGUAUCUGCUAUGUCCAUGACUUGUCCAAUUUUCUCAAGUGCGUUGAACUCCGUGUUCUGCAAAUGGGACCUCCCUGUCUUCACUCUGCCCUUCAACAUGGCGUUGUCAAUGUAUCUUUCUGCCACGGGACAUUACAAUCCAUUUUUCCCAAGCAAAUUGUUCACACCUGUAACCUCAGUUCCCAACGUCACCUGGUCUGACCUCAGUGCCCUGCAGUUACUGAAGUCCCUGCCCGUGGGUGUUGGCCAGAUAUAUGGCUGUGAUAAUCCGUGGACAGGGGGCAUCUUCCUAGGCGCCAUCCUCCUCUCCUCCCCACUCAUGUGCCUACAUGCUGCGGUCGGGUCGUUACUGGGGAUGGCAGCAGGCCUCAGUCUUUCAGCUCCAUUUGAGAACAUCUACGUUGGACUCUGGGGUUUCAACAGCUCUCUAACCUGCAUUGCAAUUGGAGGAAUGUUCAUGGCACUCACCUGGCAAACCCACCUCCUGGCUCUUGCCUGCGCCCUGUUCACUGCCUAUGUUGGAGCCAGCAUGUCCAACCUGAUGGCUGUGGUUGGAUUGCCAUCUUGUACCUGGCCCUUCUGUUUGGCAACACUACUGUUCCUCCUGCUGACCACGAAAAACCCCAACAUCUAUAAGAUGCCCCUCAGUAAAGUCACUUAUCCUGAAGAAAACCGCAUCUUCUACCUACAAGCCAAGAAAAGGAUGGUUGAAAGCCCUUUGUGAAUGCAACCCCCAUCCACAGCCAUGGUCACAAGUCAUUUCUGACUAACUGCCCCAGUUGACUUCGAGGGUCUCAAAACUGUUAUUUUUACUAGUAACAAAUUUUAUACUAAGCCAUCGGUGAUCUGUUCUUUUGCUCAUUUUGUAUUUUUCUUUCAGACUCCAAAACAUGCCCAAACAAGUGACAGGACACAUCAAGGUGAUGUGCUCUGGCUAUGGAAUUUUAAACCCCAGUGGGGCAUUGGCACUGAGACUGUACUGUAUUUAUAAAGUCAGAAUGGUCCACCAGAAAGAGGAAGUAAGACCAAGGCUAAUUAUUGAUAUUUAUUGAUAUUCUUGGUGUUUGGUUGUACAUGAUGUUAACAGUAUUAAAAAAUUAAUCUCUAUAAACCAACUAAGCCUUAAGUGAAUGGAAUUCAGAGUCACAAAAUCAAAGUCAACCCAGAAUUCUCAGAUAAGCCAUUUGGCUUAUUUAAAAUCAAUGCAAGUUACACAUUACAGCUGUGGUCAACAUCUCAGGGCCCAUCACUGAGCUCUUUCCCCAGCUCCUCAGCAGAACCGCCUCCAUGCUGUCCCAUGCGUGUGACAUUCUCUUACAGGAGAUGGUCGGUUUGUUUCAGGCUGGCAGAGCUGCAGGAGGGAGAAUGGGAUCCCAUCCUUCAAAAUUAUUCUGUAUUGUCACUUUUCUUGGAUAUUGCAAAGGAUUUUUUAGGUAGUUUAUUAUCUUUUUUUUAGGAGAAUAGAUUUGUUUUCAAUGAGGUAAAAUAAGAGAAGUUCCUGGCUUUACCAGUUCCUAGGUAUUAAAAAAAAAAUGUUACAUUUUUCUAAAAUACUCAGCAUAGCUAUUUUUACUUUAAUCUACCUAAACUGAUUUUGUAAAUGCCACAAAAGCAGAGAAUCGAAUACCAAAUCAUCAACAUCCAAGGGCCCUUUAAAAUCACAUUUUCAAUUCAUUUAAGGAUGUCAUAUAUUAUAAAGACUGAAAGUUAAUGCCAGAUUGCUUCUGGGUGUUUAGAAGUUGUUUAAUUCUUCCUUUUAAAAACAAUCACUAUUUUCUGCACACUUACAAUAUUCUCACUCAGAAACCAAUGGUAUUUGAACCAUCAAAAAGAAAUACAGGUAGGUGGCUUCCCUGGUGGCACAGUGGUUAAGAAUCCACCUGCCAAUGCAGGGGACAGGGG